This is a messenger RNA of Rhineura floridana, 4414 nucleotides long. RefSeq names its product TLE family member 5, transcriptional modulator (gene TLE5). The transcript is spliced from 7 exons. NCBI's taxonomy places the organism in Eukaryota, Metazoa, Chordata, Lepidosauria, Squamata, Rhineuridae. The coding region runs from base 486 to 1109 and encodes 207 amino acids. Gene Ontology annotation, molecular function: transcription corepressor activity; protein binding. Gene Ontology annotation, biological process: negative regulation of canonical Wnt signaling pathway; regulation of DNA-templated transcription. Gene Ontology annotation, cellular component: transcription regulator complex; nucleus. The record is from RefSeq and is a predicted model, not a curated record.
GGCUGGUGCUCAGCCGCAGGAAAGCAGAGGCGCCUCCGCAGCCGCCAUUAAACAAUAGCCGGGGAAGGCGAGGCGCCUGGAUCGCGCUCGCUCGCUCGCUCGCUCUGCAAGGCCUGAGGCCACGGGGGUGGGCUCCGGCGGAGAAGCGGCGGCAGCGGCGGAGGCAGCAGCAGCAGCAGCAGCAGCAGCAGCAGCAGCAGCAGCGGGCUCUUCCUUCCUGCCCAGGCGCAGCCAGGCGGCCUCCCGGGCGCUUCGAUUCCCCCCGGCUGCUUGCCGAAGCGCAGGGAAGAGAAGGAGGAGCCGCCACAAAGCAGCACCCGCCGCCGCCGCCGCCUGCCUUGCAAAGAGCCGCAGGCCAAGGGGCUGCAGUCCGUCGCACCUCUCGCGCGCUCGCUCGCUCCCUCCGCCGCGCCCCCGCGCCCGGGCCUCCUUUGCAGGGGAGCUGUUUGCGCUCGCAGCCAGGGCCGCGCGGAUCGGGGCCUGACAUGAUGUUUCCGCAAAGCCGGCAUUCGGGUUCUUCGCACCUCCCCCAGCAGUUGAAGUUCACAACGUCAGAUUCUUGCGACCGGAUUAAAGAUGAAUUCCAGCUGCUCCAGGCCCAGUACCACAGCCUGAAGUUGGAAUGCGAUAAACUUGCAAGUGAGAAGUCAGAGAUGCAACGCCAUUACGUGAUGUACUAUGAGAUGUCCUAUGGGCUCAAUAUUGAAAUGCACAAACAGGCUGAAAUUGUCAAGCGGUUAAACGGGAUUUGUGCUCAAGUGUUGCCGUAUCUUUCCCAAGAGCACCAGCAACAGGUUCUUGGAGCCAUCGAGCGAGCCAAGCAAGUGACUGCACCGGAGCUGAACUCGAUCAUCCGGGUCCGUGGCGCUCCUUACGGGAACUGGGCGCAGCAGCUCCAAGCUCACCAGCUGUCCCAGCUCCAAGCUCUUGCCCUGCCCUUGACCCCGCUACCGGUGGGCUUGCAGCCUCCCUCCCUCCCCGCUGUCAGCGCCAGCACCGGGCUCCUCUCUCUCUCCGCCCUCGGCUCGCAAGCUCACCUCUCCAAGGAAGACAAGAACGGCCACGAUGGUGAUGCCCACCAAGAUGACGAUGGGGAGAAGUCGGAUUAGGCCUGGGUUUGGCCAGGGGGGGGUAAUCCGGGAUGUGGGGGGGGGUUACAGAAUGGCGGGAAGGGUCGGUAAAAGUUGCAGUAUCCACUUUAGCUAGCGUUUGGUGGAACUGUAAGGUGUUUGGCAGGGGACGGAGAGUGAGCCUGCCCCACGACCCACAUUGUUGGGGUGUGGGCGACUUGGACCCACCCACCUCUGCACCAAUAACAUUUUCACGCCCCCCCCUUUUUUUGAAUUCCAGCCAGUUUAGCAUGCGGCUGUUGCAGCAGUGGGGAUCUCCAAAGGCACAAUUGGCAGUUGCAUCGCAAGGAAAUUGUGCGUGACCGGGCGGGGGGAGGGAGGAAAGGGCUUGACCUCUUCUUCCUUUCCUACCUGACCCCCCCCUUCAAAUUCAGUUUCUGCAUACGAAGGCGUGCAUCAAAACUCUUUUAACUUUUUUUCUUGAUAGGGCCCACAUGCAGUGGUUGACGGGAACAGUAUAUGCUCUGUGGCUACCCUAGGCUUGCUCAGCUUUGCUGAGUGAUGCUCUGAGAUCCGAGCGGAAGGUGGUUUGGGAGCACUUGAGGGAGAGGGAGACCAGGGUGUUUGUUUUUUUUCUGCCGAACUCCUGGAAAAAUCAUUAGAGGGAGAUCCAUGCAGCCUCGAGGGUUUUUCCAAAGUCCAGAACGGCUGGAUGUUCGUCUGGGCAGCUCCGCUUUAGAAAUUGGAGGGAUUCGCAAGGAGAUGUCCAAAUGCUUUGCAAUCGCUCGGCAGGGGAUUUGGGGUCCUGGCUGCCCAACGAUGACAACAGAAAGGUUUUAUUUGCCAAAUUGCCUUCGCACUGGGGCAUUUGAUGGACUUUGGAAAAGCUUUCAAAACUUGAUUGGCCUAGAGACCUGCCCUGUGUUAAGGACUAACUGCACAAUCCUAACCAUGCCUACUCAGAAAGUAAAUCCUAUUGAAUACAAUGGGUUUUAUCCAACGGUAGCCCACCUCGGAGUAAACCAUCUGAAACUGGAGGGCGUCACUUACUGAAGUCCGUUAAUUUCAGUGGGUCUACACUGAGUAGGACUUGGUGGGAUUCAACCCAAUGGGGCUUACUCUCAGGGAAGGGAUUAGGAUGGCAGCCUAACAAAGAAUAAAAAUACGUAACUCCAGGGGUCACCAAUGCAGUGCCCGUGGGCACCUGCGUGCCCAUCAGUACCUUUCAUGGCACCCUCAAAAGGUCUUCGUAAAUAAUCCCCUCAAAACUCCACAGUGUACGAGAGCAUCCUUGCUCUUCCGGCUCAGUUCCUGUUUGCGUGGGCUCAGUUUCUCCUACGCGAACGCAUGCAUGCAGCAGCCAUUUUGUGGCUGAUGCCCAUGGCACUUUCUUGGCAUUCCAUGAUGUGCCCGCUGGCUCUGAGAGGCUGGCAACCCCUCCAUUAGUCUGUUAGGACACUGUUGUUCAACCUUGGCUCCUCAGAUAUUGUUACUGCAACUCCUUGGCCAUUGGCUAAGCUGCUGGGGUUGAUGGGAGUUGUAGUCCCACAGUACCUGGAGACCCACAGCUGAACAACAGUGCAUUAGGAAAUCUGGUCUGUCGGGUGUGAUGUUAAAUUUGCUCAAGAUGAUUAUUUCCUAGGGUGGUAGUCAAUGCUAGUCUUCACUCAGAGUAGGCCCGUCGAAGUUGAUGGACACGACUCACUUUGGUUUGUUGAUUUCAGUCGGUCUACUCUUGAGUCUGGCUCAGCUGAAUACAACCCACUGGAAUCAGGUGUGUCAUUUAAUUUCAGUGGGUCAACUCUGAGUAGGACUGACUUGAAGACAACCCCUAACCACCAACUAGGAGAGGAGGCCCUUCGCCUGACAGAUAAGCAUGUUUUGGUUUGGAUUGGUCCAGCUGGUUCAGAGCGUGCGGCCCUUUUGUUUAAUAUAGGGAAGUGUUUCUCUGAAGUGUUUCUGACUGGCUGAGAUGCGUCCUUGACCUCUGAUCAUGCUCCUUUUUUGCCUAGACGGAGGAUAAAAGAGGAGGAUGCACGAGUUGCGUCUAGAAACCAGCCUACUGUACCAAGGGGAAAUUUGCAUUGCUCUACCCACUUGUUGCCAACGGUGGGCAGGAUCAGAGACACGUGGCCCCCAGAAGGUUGUCCGGAAGGGAAUUCGGCCCUCGGGCUGGAAAAGUUACCCCGGCUCUGGCUUAAUCCCCUAUUUCCCUCUUCUUUUUGCUCAAGGUGGGCUGAUCUAAUCCCUGUUGGGCCCUUGGGGGGGGGGUCCGCCCCUGCAUAAUUUUCUUUUACUGGAUGCGAACGAAUUAACUCUGCGGGGGGACGCACUGUCACCCACUCCGUUUUGCCCAGCGGCAUUUCGGUUUGUGUGCGUGGGGACAGUGUUUUCGAGCCCUUGUGCUCUGGUUGGUUCGUGUGCUCUAAGCUCUGCCUCGGGAGUGGGGCUGAGCUUCCACAAACGAGCACCUGGAGAAUUGCGUCUGUCGUAGAGUUUGCUCACUCCUCUACCGACCGUGCAUUAUCCGUCAAGGCUAUUGUAUUGUAAAACCUCUCCGGUUUGAAUAUAAGCCAUGCUGUGGCUUCCCAUCUCUUCUCCUUCACCCCCCCUUCCCACGUGGUAAUCCGUGUGUGUCUCUGUCACACAUACACACACACACCCCCAUUCCUAGCCUUGCGCCACCACUCCCUGCCUGCCAACGCUGUUUUAGAUUAUGAGCACCUUUUGCAUGUGUCUUGUUUUGAAGGUAGCACAGAAUUAAAAAAAAAAGUUUUUUAUAUAUAUAUCUAUAUAUCGAUAAAUAUAUAAAUAUAUUCAUCCCGCGUCCCCGCCCCUGAGCGACGUUUGAUGUGGUGUCGCUUUUCGCACGCUCCUCCCUGUCUGUGCCAUCCCCCACUUCGCACACACGCAUAAGUACACUCCUUGUAAAUCUGGCAUCUUUCCAACACCCUUUUCAGUAUGACUUGUCUGAAAAUUUGGGUGGUGGGAACGGAGAAGGGAUUUUUGGGGGGUCUGGGAGGCGAGAGAAGAGACAUGAAACAUUAUCAACCCCCUUUUUAUGUUUCGUUUUAAAGGAUACUGCAACUUUGUCUUAUCUUUCUGUAUGCUAGCUUGACUCUUUCCCCCCUCCCAUUUAACAAAAUAAAUUUUAAGACAAAAAAAGAAAUUUUCGUGUUUGUAUAUAUUCCUUUAGAGAAAGAAAGAAAAAGAGAUCUUACUUUCUUUGUGUGUUUAUUAAUCACUUGACCUAUAUAUUACAAGGAAAUGAAAGAAAUUAAUUCUGUAUCAAGGAUGUCUUAGCUGUGCCUUUUUCAAAUAAAGAAAUCAGAUGGUUGGUUAAA